GAUGAUUCGCAAUUUACUUCUCCGUAUUCAUACUAUUCUCAACCAACGACCAUGACCACACCCGGGUCUUACUAUCUUAAUGAGACACCCAUGUCACGUCCAGCAAUACCAUUUUUUUCUGGUGGGAUGCAAUCGACUAACCCUAUAACGCCUCAAUCUGUGAAGCGUCCAUUUCAUCUUACGGAGAUGGAUAGAACUGAACGUACGAUGGAAGAGUAUAACCAUCACGCAGAUAUAAUUCAAAGAUUUGAAGCGGCACUGAAGGCCGAUCAGAUGGCUGUAUUACAACCUGAUUAUAGGACCCCAUUUCAAUCGUAUCAAGAUGCGGUUGCGAGGCUUUUGCCCUAUCACAUCUUUGAUUAUCCUGAAGAAGAUAUGAAGAACAACGAUCAAACUUCGGAGUUGGAAU
Messenger RNA from Acaulospora morrowiae, 409 nucleotides. The record is from the annotation of a GenBank genome assembly. Lineage: Eukaryota; Fungi; Glomeromycota; Glomeromycetes; Diversisporales; Acaulosporaceae.